Messenger RNA from Racocetra persica, 235 nucleotides. The record is from the annotation of a GenBank genome assembly. Lineage: Eukaryota; Fungi; Glomeromycota; Glomeromycetes; Diversisporales; Gigasporaceae.
UAAAAUUACAUCUUCAAACGAAAAAAAUUGUACUCUACUCCAUAAAAUUAAUGGGUACAUAACACAUGCAAAACGGUGUAUUAUAAUUACUGGGGCUGUUAUUUCUUGUAGUGGUGGAAUACCUGUAAGUGAUGCAUUUCUUGUAGGGUUGUUAAUGGAGUGUUCCAUUAACUCCAUUUUAAUAGUAAAACUCAAGAGGAUUACUAUUAAAAUAGAGUCAACGUCGACUGAAAUG